Molecule: messenger RNA, 1271 nt
Organism: Culex quinquefasciatus (southern house mosquito)
Lineage: Eukaryota; Metazoa; Arthropoda; Insecta; Diptera; Culicidae
Exons: 2
Coding region: 265-669 (134 amino acids)
Source: RefSeq, a predicted model, not a curated record
UUUGAUUAGAAGUGUACAUAAAGCCAAACCCACCUCACUGAUAAGUUACACAUACUGCAGACGGCGACUAGGUGUGGAUGAACCUACUUUUUUUUUUAUCCACUCUGUCCAAAUUUAAAAUUCGAUCCAUGGGGCAAAUGGUAUCUCUAGAUAAUACUUAAUCGUGAUUCGCCCGUGAACGAGGUUGGAUAAUCAAACAAGUUGGUUGAAAUGAGUCAUACUUGGAUAUUACAUCAACUUUAUUAAAAAUUACCAAAAAAAAACAUGGGCUACUUCGAUUACGUUCUGCCGGCCAUUUUCGUCUCGCUUGGAAUCGCCCUGUUCCUCUUCAUUUUAUUCGGUGGCAUCAGAUGUUGCAAACGAAAACGCAACCGAGACCCGGACUCAGAGGAAACGUCCUCAAUCAGCCAUCAGCAGCAGAACGAUCAAGAAGUUGAGCUGACACAAAUCAUCAUUCCGCUGCGGGCCAACAGACCAAACCGGCCGGAACUGCCCACCGUCCUGGAAGAGGAACGUCCCGAGUCGGUGCUGCAGAUUAGGGAGCCGGUUUCGCCGGGGACGCCACCACCCCGAUUUACAAGCGUUGUAGCCGAUCCACCCAGCUACGAGCAGGUCGUGACUGGUGCGCAGAAUAAUGCUAGUGUUGAAAGUAGCGCGAAUGGACGGUAGCUGGAUUGUGUGAAUGUAAAUUGUUGAGUUUGUUAAUUCCAUAUUGUUAAGAAGAGGCAUUUUAACAACAUAUUUACUAAUGUGUAGUGACUUAAUCAAGGUGCUUGAUGAAAAAUGACUUAAGCUUCGAAAUAUGAGCAUUUAUAACAAAGACUAAAUAUUUUACUAAUAAAUAAACAAACAGUCAGAUAAAUAACUUAUGAUGAAGAUACUUCCAUCAUAUUUUUGCUCUAUAUCCUUACGAUCAUUGCAGGUUAAAAAAACUAAAUUUGGAGCUGGCCAAAAUCUGCAGGAAUAAACUGUUUUUGUCCACGAAUUUAUGCGUAGUAUUAAGUGGAAAAAUGUAUUAAAGGAAAAUUUAAUUUUUGCAUUAAUUUUUGCAUGAAAGAAAAAACAUUGUCACCCGCGACGGACACGAACGACGAAACAAAGAGAAACAAAAAAAAUCUUUUUUUUUCUGUAAAAUCGCGAUUGUGACAAGCAAACCACUUAUGUUUAUACAGUCCAGACUCAAUUAUCUGAAGGUUUCUAUGGGCCAACAAAUAAUCAAUUAAUAUCAAAUUUGGAGCCUAAAUAAAUAAAGACAGUUAUAAAAAACAUCA